Messenger RNA from Akanthomyces muscarius, 249 nucleotides. RefSeq lists its product as uncharacterized. NCBI's taxonomy places the organism in Eukaryota, Fungi, Ascomycota, Sordariomycetes, Hypocreales, Cordycipitaceae. The transcript has 5 exons. The record is from RefSeq and is a predicted model, not a curated record. Bases 1 to 249 code for a protein of 82 amino acids.
AUGUCUGCAUCACUCGCCCCAGAAUGCAAUGAAAUCAAAGAGCGCUACGAUACGUGCUUCUUGAAAUGGUAUAGCGAAAAGUAUCUUCGAGGUGCCGAAAAGGACAACAAAGAGUGUGAGCCUCUUUUUAAGCAGUAUCAGCAAUGUCUGGGUGUGGCGUUGAAGCAGCGCGGCAUUGACAAGCUGCUCGACGAGGCUCGGGAAGACAACAAAGAGAACGACGCACGACUGACGCAACCAAAGAGGUAG